AUGGAGGGCUUCCUGGCCGACGGCAAGGCAGUGCGCACCGCCUCCGAUCGCGGGCUCCUCGACGCGCUGGAGCUCCUCGACGCCAACCUGACCAAGGCCCACGAGCUUCUGUUCGAGUGGAGCACCAAGAAGGUCCGGCGCAGCGCCAUGCCCGCCAAGUGGGCGCGCAAGCUGGCCGAUGCCUGCGGGGGCAUCUCCCUCGGGCUGCAGCUGGUCGCGACCGCGAGCGCGGGGAAGCUGAACGUCGCGGUCGAGGACGUCCGCGGGCUGUGCGUCGAUCUGCUCCGCGCGCAGUCGGACAUGAAGGAUUUGAUCGACGCCGCGCACAAGCAAGCGCGCAAGGCCAACAUCACGCCCCAGCAGGUCGACGCGGUGCUGGCGCGCCACAUGGCCGAGCUCCAGAUGCGGUCGAUCAGCCCGGCGGAGCUGCGGGCCGUGCGGGACGAGAUCCUCGCCGGGGGCCGGGCGAACGCGGAGGCGCAGGAGGCGACGAUGGCGCGCAUGGAGCGGUCGCUGACGGGCGCGAUCGCCGCGGCGGCGGAGCGGCACCGCGAGGAGCAGCGGCGGGAGUUCGAGGAGCUGAGGGCGGCGGGCGAGCGGGGCUUCCGCGACGUCAAGUCGUCUGUCUCGCAGGACGUGACGGUGGCGGCCGACAGGGUGAUCGAGGAGGUGUUCGCGCGCGUGGGGGGGCUGGUGCAGGAGCGGCUCGGAGAGGCGGUGCGCACGAUCGAGGAGCGGGCGUCGGAGCGGGCGAAGGUCGACGUGGAGUGCAUCGAGCAGAUGCUGGUGCGCGAGAUUGACGCAAUGCGGAUCGGUGCCGGGCAGGGCGUGCGCAGCGAGGUGAAUGAGCUCAAGGAGAAGGUGCAGCGGCUCGCGUGGGAGAGCACGCGCAGAAUCGACAUGUGCGCCGGCGGCGCGCAGAAGUCGCUCGAGGCCUGGCGCAUCCCGGCGGGCGAGGUGGUGCUGGGGCCGUCGUUGUCGGAGGGCGGCUUCGGCGACGUGCACGAGGGCGUGUGGCGUGCCCCGAACCAGGUGCCGCUUCCGGCGGCCAUCAAGGUGAUCCGCCUGCACGGCACGAAGCCCAAGGAGCGGAACGCGCUGCUGCGCGAGGCGCAAGUGCUGUCGCGCGCCCUCGCGGCGAGCCCGCACGUCUGCCAGCUGUACGGCUUCGUCGACGGCAACGACAGCGGCGGCCAGGCGAUGCUCGUCAUGCGGCGCUACGCCGGGUCGCUGUCGGACGCACUGGACCUGCACGACGGCAAGCCCAUCCCGCUGGGCGCGUGGCUGCCCGCCAUGGCCGACGUCUUCCGCGCCCUCGACUCGCUGCACCGCGUGGGCAUCACGCACUGCGACGUGACGCCGCGGAACGUGCUCCUCGACGGCUCCGGGUGCGCGGUGCUCGCGGACUUUGGGCUCUCGCGCGUGACGUCCUCCUCCUCGGUGGCGAGCGUCGCGACCGAGGCCAAGGACGCAUGCUCGCGCAACUACGCGGCACCGGAGCAGCUCCAGGCGCGCCGCCGGGCCGACCGCGGCCCGCACACGGACGUGUGGGGCGCGGCCGCAGUGGCUGUGCACCUCGCGUCCGGCGUGCUGCCGUUCAAGGGCUGGAACCGCGAGGACAUCUACAGCCUCGUGGUUCACGACCGCGAGGCCCCGGAGAUUCCGAGCGGGCUCCCAGGCCCCGUGGCGGCCGCCAUCGCCGCGUGCUUUGCGUACGACUUCAACCGCCGCCCGACCGCGCGGUACGUCCUGGACGUCCUCGAGGGAGAGCUGCAGCGGCUCGCGGACGCCGUCGACCGCAAGUGCCUCGUCCCACCGGCGGCGCGCGACCGCCCCGAGCAGCCGACGCCCUCGUGGAACGCCCCAAGGACGCUGCCCGUCGCACCGGUGGCGAUGUCCAGCGCCACGCAGGCGUACCACGAGGAGCGCGAGCCGUCGUACCCCGAGCCUCCGCCGCUCCCCGACGGCUGCGGUGAGGGCGAGGCGCUCGUGGACCGCGUCGUGCGAGAGCUACAGCUCGGGGACGACACCGCGGAGCGCGUGCGCGCCGCCCUGCCGUUCGGGGCGUUGUCCGACGCCCAGGACGUCGCGGCGCUCACCGAGCGGGCCCUGCGGUCCUGCAAGGUGUCCGCGCUGCAGGCGCGGCGUGCGAUCCCGGCUCUGCACGCCGCUGCCGCCAGAGCGCCCCCGCCCGCGUCCACGGCGCGCCGCGGCUCCGCGCUCACGGUGGCGGGGCUGCAGCAGGUCCUGAACGAUCCCACCGUCCCCGUCGUCGACCUCGAGGGGCGCGCGGUGCGCUGCGUCGGCAACGCAGAGGGUCUGGUGAUCAACCGCCCUGUUGUGCUGCGUAACGGUCUGCUGGUCGGGCUGGGGAGCAAGGUCGGGGGGCAGAUGGCUGCGGUGCAUCUCGGCCGCGGCGCCGCGGGCGCGGUGCUCGAGUCGCUCCGCAUCGUGGGCGGGCCCGGGCACGGCGUGUACGCGCACGGGGAGGCGAAGGAGGCGACGGUGCGCGGGUGCAGCAUCACGCACAGCGCGCGGAAUGGCGUGAUGGCGAUCGCCGGGUGCCGCGUCGCGGUGGAGGGCGGCGAGGUCGCGCGCUGCGGGUGGAACUGCGUGGAAGCGACCGGCGCGGGCACGUCCAUCGUUGUGCGCGCGACGCGGUGCACGGGCGCGAAGGGCUGUCACGGCGUGCUCGCGGAGCAAGGCGGGAUGGUGACGAUGGAGUGGGGCUGCUCGUCGGGGAACGCGCAGGGCGGCGUGGCGGCGUCGGGGAACGGCGCGAGGGUUGUUGCGGAGAGGGUCGAGCUGUCCGGGAACGGCAAGGCGGGGGCGUGGGCGCAGAUGGACGGCAUGGUGGAGCUCGAGCGGUGCCGCGUGGUUGUGGGGGACGGGAGCGGCCCUGCGACGGGCACGUGGGAGGGGGGGAGCGUGAUGGUGGGCAAGGGGACGCGCGUGGUGCAGGGCGGCGCGGUGGGGUGA
This is a messenger RNA of Pedinophyceae sp. YPF-701, 2979 nucleotides long. Lineage: Eukaryota; Viridiplantae; Chlorophyta; Pedinophyceae. The record is from the annotation of a GenBank genome assembly.